Messenger RNA from Musca vetustissima, 1141 nucleotides. Its product is annotated as RING finger protein unkempt-like. Lineage: Eukaryota; Metazoa; Arthropoda; Insecta; Diptera; Muscidae. The record is from RefSeq and is a predicted model, not a curated record. The coding region runs from base 1 to 1137 and encodes 378 amino acids. The transcript is spliced from 7 exons.
AUGCAGGAUAACCUUAAGAUCCCUUCAAUACCUAACGAGGAUUCAGACAAGGCGACAGCUUGUCGUGCGGAUAACCUUAAGAUCCCUUCAAUACCUAACGAGGAUUCAGACAAGGCGACAGCUUGUCGUACGUUAUUGAAUAUUGAUGGUAAUGAUUCAGCCAAUAAUAUGUUGGUUAAUGCUUUGGAAAAAUCCGCUAAUCAGAGCAAAUAUUUAAACUUCCCAUUGCCAAUGGACAGAAUUUCUGCCUGUUCCAUUGAUGAGCAACGUGACAAUUCAUUGUCGGCUAGUUUGGCCAAUAGCAGUUUCAUUACCAGAUCUUCGGCUCCCAUUAACAUUCCAAAUUCGGCACUUAGUAAUUCCAUAAAUGAUUUCAAUUCGAGCGGUUUUGCUGUUAAUCUUCCCUACAGUCCCACCACUCACAACACCAACAAUUUCUUCAGUGUCCAGGAUGCUUUUAAUUAUGGCGGCGGUUCGAGUACAAAUAAACUAAGCAAUUCCUUAAGUGCUGCCAAUCAAAAUGAUUGCAGCAAUAAUUUAUAUUUUCCCACAAAUAUUAUAUCGCCGGGCUUUAAUGAUGGCCUUUCCAUAAGUCCGUCAUUUCGAUUAUCGGAAUUGAGUACAAUGCCGGAUGAUUUGAAUAGUGGAUCGUUAGGCAAUAGUCUGACCACCAAUAAAAAUGCAUUUUCAUUGCAAUCCUUGCCAACGCAAAAUAAUGGUGAUGUCGGACGUAUGACAUUGGAGUUGAUGGCAACCAAAACGCAAGCAUUGAAAUUAUCCAAUCGUGUUGAAGAGUUGCAGCAUAAGUUGAAUGUUGCCAAACAGGAGGCGCUAAAAUGGAAAGACAGCUAUGAUGCCACACAAAUACAAUUGAAAUUUUUGAAUUCGGAGGAUAAAGAAUUGAGAAAUUUGUCAAUACAAAAAUUAAAGCAAUUACAGUCAAAAUUACGCACCGAUCUAGAGGAAGUCGAAAAGGUUUUGUAUUUAGAAAAUGCCCGAAAGUGUAUGAAAUGUGAAGAAAAUAAUCGUACCGUUACAUUGGAGCCAUGUAAUCAUUUUAUAUUAUGUGACAAUUGUGCCACUUCGGUGACUGAAUGUCCGUAUUGCCAAGUACCAGUAGUAACCACACAUACCUAAAUAU